Trichoderma reesei QM6a is the source of this 2274-nucleotide messenger RNA. RefSeq lists its product as uncharacterized. Bases 1 to 2274 code for a protein of 757 amino acids. The record is from RefSeq and is a predicted model, not a curated record. The transcript has 5 exons. NCBI's taxonomy places the organism in Eukaryota, Fungi, Ascomycota, Sordariomycetes, Hypocreales, Hypocreaceae.
AUGGCUGGGCUGGAUUCUGGGCAGAGCACAGUGGUUGCGCCGUCCUUGAUGCCACGUCUUCAGAAGCAGAAGCCUUUGCGUGACCAACAAUUGUUUUGGCGCCACAUCCCUCGUUGCUCGAAAGCACCACCUACGAUAAGAGACGGAAGCAAAGGCGGUUGCUUGGUCAUGCUUGUGAUUGAGCUUGCUACUACCGAUCCUACUACCCAUGGCUCUUGGCACGCCAACAUUUUCGCGCUUCCGUGUCUCUCUUCUUGCACUCCUCUUCCCCCACUCGGGCUCCUUGCCUUGCCUUGCCUUUGUCCUUUCUCUGGAGCUGGCAGAAGCCACCAACAAAGCCUGGUAUACCUGGCAAGCAAGGUUCCCUUCUCGAGUCCCACUCGCCGUCUCUCGCACUUUCAAGUCAUCAGGCCCGGCCCUGAACUUGUUUGCUCUCUUACUUCUUUUGGUGCAACCAACGUUAUUAUACCAAACGGCCUUACCAAGCUGAGCACAUCAAGAGGUCAUUGUCCAUUCUCGACGCUCGACGUUGCUUGUUUCCCGCAAAGGCCUCGAAUUUCACCUUGUUUGGUACUCAUCUGUCAACCAUUGACCUCUCCCUGCCUGGAGCGCUCCACACAACCGGUCGCCUCUGUUCCGGUCAUUGGGGGUAGUGCGUCUUGUGUCUCACAAGGGGGCGGGCAGACGCAUCGACAGCUUGUAUCCCGGGGGGGGGGAGCGUUCGAAGGAACGGUACCCGUCUACCGCGCGUUCCGCCCACGACUCCAGUCCUGCGUUCAACCUCCUUGCGGCGACCACCAAUACUACCAAGGCUGCCUACCACCUCUUGUUGCCAACAUUGCACUACUACCAUCUACUUGGAUUUACCUAUAUACUACUGCCAUUGCACCCUUUCCAAUCCCAGUUGUUUGUCCCAGAGCAAAACUGACCAUGUCUUCCGCUCCAGGGCAUCACGACUUCUCUACAGGUCCCUCUGGCUUCGCAACUGAGAUGGAUCCUAGGAACUCUGCCAGACUGGAUCAUAUGCCUCGAACACAAGACAACUUCGGCAUGGAUCGCUAUUCCACAACUCCCGGCUACAGAAUGCAGCGAUUGCCUCCUCCAAAAGGCCUCUUGGCAGGAGCUCCCUGCGGACCAGACACGUUCCGGCCACCGUCCCAAGAUCCUGUUCAAUAUUAUCACUCUCAGCCGUAUCUCCCUCACAAUAGCACUGGCCACGGCAUUUCCUCCCCCUUGAUGUCUCCUUCGCACAUUCCGUAUGCCGGUGCCGCUCCACCUCAGAACUAUCCGCCCCGUCAUAUCGCAGACCCAACCCACUCGCCGCAGAUAUUCCCGCCGGCGCCAGCUGGGAGGCCGGAUAAUGCAAACGACCCUCGAUUGUCACAGUAUCCUCCAAGCAUGGACCACAUGAACCACUUGAACCGGCAGACGCCGCCACCUCGACCAUACCAGCAUCCUGAAAGUGGAAUUGCGCCCCCCUAUAUGGCGAGACAAGAACAAGACACGCCCAUGGCAGAGUCGACCUUUGAGCCCGAGCCGGCAAGGCCCGUAGCCCGACCGCCAUCUCAUCCUCCGGAAACCGCAGGGCCUCUGUCAAUCCGAGUUCCCAAUCUGCUGGGCUCUAGCAAGGCUCAAUACUUGAAUGACACCAUCUUUGAGCUCAAGAUGCGGCAACAACCAAAUGCGGCACGAGCUUAUCCGCCCCCGAUCGUGGAGCUUGUGGUUAGGAACCCAAACUUCACGCAAGAGGAAAUCAGAGUGUAUCUGAGGUACGAGAGCUAUGUCAUGAGCUGCGCCAUCUUUGACGAGUCAGGAGAGCGUGACUCCUCCUACAUGCCGGAAGAGUACCAACAUCAGCGGCGGCUGAUGGGAUCUCUUGUCGCAACGCCAUUUGUGGGACAGGAUGAAAACGGGCAAGAGGGCUGCUUCUUUUGCUUCUCCGACCUUUCCUGUCGUACUCCGGGCUCAUUUCGCCUCAAAUUCACUUUGAUGAUGAUAGAUCCGGGCCGUGCCGGGCUUGUCAAACACUUCCCCAUCCUCGCAGAGUCGAAGAGCGAGCCUUUCAAGGUUUACAGCGCCAAAGAGUUUCCAGGUAUGGUGGCUAGCAGCAGUCUGGCUAAGCGUCUGAAAGAACAAGGGUGUAUAAUUUCAAUCAAGAAAGGGAACGACAGAGGACGAGGCUCCAGGCAUAAUGACGACGGUUCGGAUAAUGACGACGACGAGGAUGGCGAAGCAUCACAAGGUCAUAGAAGGAGACGGCAGAUGCGAAGCUGA